This is a messenger RNA of Pyricularia pennisetigena, 2421 nucleotides long. RefSeq lists its product as uncharacterized. The transcript has 2 exons. Gene Ontology annotation, cellular component: cytosol; mitochondrial outer membrane; nucleus. Bases 1 to 2421 code for a protein of 806 amino acids. NCBI's taxonomy places the organism in Eukaryota, Fungi, Ascomycota, Sordariomycetes, Magnaporthales, Pyriculariaceae. The record is from RefSeq and is a predicted model, not a curated record.
AUGUCGCUGCGGUCAUGGUUCCGUGGCUCGGCCACGACGACACCAAAGUCGUCGGCAGGACCAUCAAGAGCCACAACACCACCGUCGGGAGUUCAAGGGGCCGUCAUGACUGCUGAGCAGCAGGAACUUGCAGAUUUAAGCGAUGCGAUGCAGGCUAUGGCUCAUAUUAUGAACGAUGAUCCGGAGAGUGCGGAGGCUCAUCUGCGACAGCGCAAAGAUCCCAGCUCAUUUCACCUGCUGGGCUUGGGUGUCUCUAUAUUCAUGCGCUCGAUCCUCGGCUUCGAAAAGGACGUCAUGGCUGAGGCCUCGAAAUGCAUUGCUGACUGCGAGACGCGGUCGUGGAACGACAAGGUCAAGGCCGAGAAGCGAGAGCCUGCGACGGACGGCAGACUGUUUCCUAACGGCUCCGAGUUUGCUAUCGUGUACGCUCAGGCGCUGUUGAUGAACGCUGUGGUCAGCGUUCUCCAUGAGAGCCUCACAGAUGCGCUGAAAGCAUUCUAUAAGCUGCGAAAGGCUAUGGCCGUCAUGAGCAGCAUAUCUGCUGCAGAAGAGAAGAUUUUGAAAGAACAAGGCGCAUCUAGCGCUCAGGGUAACCCUUUUGAGCAAUCACCAACAGCUUCCGGCAGCGAGAAGCCGGCAGCAGCAGAAGAUGAAGACAGCGAUCUUGAAUUCGUAGAUGCCGACGAGAAGGUGUCACCUGAAGCCCCGAUACAUGUCACCUAUGAUGGUCACACGAGCACAAAAAGCUCGACAACUCAACCGGCGACUGAGGCGGCGACGUUGGAGAGAAAAUUACAAGCACUUGAAAUACCCGACGACACAGACAGCAAGUCUCAGAUCAGCAAAUCCGCAGUCGAGUCUCAGGUACCGUCGUUGUCGACAUCGCGAGCACCCUCGCCGGGUCCGCCUCCUCAGUUUACGGAUGGAGCCUCCGAUGGCAGUCUCUUCACUCACCCGAUAGACAUCUUUAUUCAUUCCGCAAUCAACAUGUGCUACGGAAGUCUCAUGCUAGUUCUAUCCAUGGUGCCACCCGCAUUUUCACGGCUACUGGGUAUAAUCGGCUUCCGCGGUGACAGGGACAAGGGCCUCCACAUGCUUUGGCAAAGCGCUGCUCACCCAAACAUGAACGGCGCUGUUGCAGGGCUUUUGCUUUUGGGAUACUAUCACGGCCUGCUGGCAUUCGCAGACGUCCUCCCCAGCGAGCGCGACGUGGCGGAGCUUGCGGAACCGGAUGAGAUUGUGGGCUACCCUCGCGGGCGGUGUAUUGAGUUGCUCCGCGUGAUGCGCGAGCGGUAUCCCGCUUCCGGCCUCUGGCGGAUGGAACAGGCUCGGGUUCUCAUCGGCGAGAAAAAGCUCAAGGAGGGCAUCGAGAUGCUUGAGAAGUGCGGCGACGCCAAGAUGAGGCAGGUUACGGCUUUGAGCACCUUUGAAUUGGCCGUCAGCUCGAUAUGCUUCCUGGACUGGCCGCGGAUGCACAGCUCUUUUAUGCGCAUGGUCGAGCUCAACGACUGGAGCCAUGCUCUUUACUACUUUAUUGCCGGUUGCGCCCACCUUGAGAUGUACAGGGAUGCCGUACACGAGCUUGGUGGGCUAUCCGAGCUUUCAGACGAGAGCAGCGAAUUGGAAAAUGACGUCAAGGCAAGCAAUGCGAAGGUGGUCACGGCGACAAAGGAUGGGUUGGAUGUAGAGAACAUCAGGAAGAAGGAGCUUAUUGCCAACGCUCGUAAGUACAAGAAGAGCGCCGAGACUUUGUUCCGAAAGGCACCCACCACGGCCGGCCGCAAGCGUUUCAUGGCUCGACAAAUGCCCUUUGAGGUUUUUGUUAUGCGCAAGGUGGCCAAGUGGGAAGAGCGCGCCACAGCACUCAAAUGCGACCUGGCAGAUGCCAUAGGUCCCAGCCCGGCAGCAGAGAUGAUAUACCUCUGGAACGGCGGAAAGCGCAUGAACCUGGAGCUCAUUGAGAAGGCGAUGACAAUAUUGGAGUGGGACAGGUGUACGUCGAGUGCGACGGUUGCCAAGGUCAAGGAGGAACAUGACGAGGUUGCAAUCUAUAGUGUUGGGCAGGCCGCGCUCCUGAGACAUGCCGGACGGGGCGAUGAGGCCAAGGAGAUAUUGCUGGAAAUUUCGGCCUAUGAUCGUGCCACAUGCAAAGGUGGAAACAAGGAUGACUAUAUCCUUGCAUCGGCCACGUACGAGCUGGCAAUGCUAGCCUGGGACGACGUCUGCCGGCCAGAGCGAUGGCCAACGGACGCCGACGAGGUGGAAGAGUUCCGGCGCAAGAAGACGGUGGAAUGUCACGCUCUGCUCGAGACGGUGGCCAAGUGGGAAACAUAUGUUCUCGAUGCGCGGUUUGGCAUGCGCGUGCAGACUGGACUCGUCACGGUCAAAUGGCUCAGCGAAAAGAAGGGGUGGACAUUGUGA